Molecule: messenger RNA, 833 nt
Organism: Salmo salar (Atlantic salmon)
Lineage: Eukaryota; Metazoa; Chordata; Actinopteri; Salmoniformes; Salmonidae
Source: RefSeq, a predicted model, not a curated record
UGUGGAUCCUCUGGGGAGCCUCAACAACAUCAUGAAGCUGACGAGGCAGAGAAAGGUCUCUCCAGAUCAGAACACCUCAAGAAACACCAGCGGGAACCCACAGGAAAGAAACCUCACUGCUGCUCUGACUGUGGGAAACGUUUCAAGUCUUCAUCAGAAUUGAAAAAACACCAGCGAGUACACACAGGAGAGAAACCUUAUAGAUGUAAUCAAUGUGGGAAGAGUUUUACUCAGUCAAGCCACCUGGUAUCACACCAGAGGACACACACAGGAGAGAAGCCUUAUAGCUGUGAUCAGUGUGGCAAGAGUUUUACUCAGUCAAGUAGCCUGGUAUCACACCAGAGAACACACACAGGAGAGCAGCCAUAUAGCUGUGAUCAGUGUGGCAAGGGUUUUACUCUGUCAACCAACCUGGUAUCACACCAGAGAACACACACAGGAGAGCAGCCAUAUAGCUGUGAUGUAUGUGCGGAUAGUUUUACUACAUCAAGCCAGCUGGUAGUACACCAGCGAGUACACACAGGAGAGAAACCUUAUAGCUGUAAUCAGUGUGGGAAGAGUUUUACUCAGUCAAACAGCCUGAAAUCACACCAGAGAACACACACAGGAGAGAAACCGUAUAGCUGUGAUCAAUGUGACAAGAGAUACUCUCAUUCAAAUGGUCUGAUUAAACAUCAUAAAAUACAUGCAGGAGAUCCACGGAGUGUAGAAUGACCUCCAACACCAGACCUGGGUAGUAGAACACAGAGUGUGGAAUGACCUACAACACCAGACCUGGAUAGUAGAACACAGAGUGUAGAAUGACCUCCAACACCAGACCUGGGUAGUAGAAA